AUGGAAGUCUCCUAUACCCUUCCCCCUGCGAUCCAGUCUAUCCAAGCCAGCUACAUUUCGUCCUCCCAAAGUGCUGCAGCAGUCUCUGCCCUAAUUGCUGCCACAGACGCUCAGCUGCUCGGGUUCAUGAAAGGUAUCAAGCUGACGGACCCAACAGAGCCUUUCAGCAUGCACCCCGGAGUCUACAACGCGAUGCUGGGUUUGAACUACGCCGGUCUCUUCCUGUGCAUCAGCGCCACCAUAUCUCAGCUCAUCAUGACGGAGAUCUUCGGCGAACUCCCUCUCAACGCUGCUCGGAAGAGUGUGGGUGAAGGGCAGUUCAAGAGCAUGCAUCGGAAUGGAGCGAUUUCGUCCAGCCUGUCUGAUUUGCUGGUCAGGUACGGUGCGAGGCCAGGAUUUCAUUGGGUUUCGUGGCACUGUGAGUUCCACCUUGAUAUCACCGCGCGCCGAAGCUUGAACAUAUUCCUCACCUCGGGCCUUUCACCGACAGGGUUCCUCUCCCUUUUCAUUGGUAUUUUUGUAUCAGUCUUGAGCGUGUUGCUCUAUAUCAUGGUGGAAGAACCGAUGCCUACUAAGAUUAUAAUGGGUUUUCUGGUCGUGUACUCCUUCAUACCUUUCCUUCACUAUUUCUCUUGA
Molecule: messenger RNA, 636 nt
Organism: Stereum hirsutum FP-91666 SS1
Lineage: Eukaryota; Fungi; Basidiomycota; Agaricomycetes; Russulales; Stereaceae
Exons: 3
Coding region: 1-636 (211 amino acids)
Source: RefSeq, a predicted model, not a curated record